AUGGCCUCGGAUGCUCUGCUGAAUAUCAUCCUCUAUACGGUAUACCAAGGAAAUGUCGAUACAUCUAUCGCCGAAGCUCUACUUUAUGAGAAUCGUUUACACUCAGUCGUGGACAGUUGGCAUGGCGACAAAGCUGGCGUGGUCGUUCGAGAGGGCAUGUGCUUCGCGAGCAAGUCUCCCGGCGGUGCCAAAAUAACGGUCGAGCAUAAUGUCGGCUGGUACAGGGAUGGCAUCAUAUUGUCCGAUUCGGCAUCGGAUACAAGAUUAUAUUGGAUCGACCCCUUCAAAGCAUGGGACUCGCCGCCGACUUUCUGGGGGGAUCUUGGCUGGCUUUGCAUAACGAUGUGGUCAUGUAGUGAUCCCGAGGAGAUUAAUCACGAGCAGGAAGCCCGCGAAAGGCAGAAGAUUGAAGCAUUUUUUCAUGAACGCGCGGAACUUCGUAGAAUCAACGGCAAUACGUGGGCACCUGAUGUGCGGUUCGAGAACUCCAACGGCGCCAGAUUCAAAGACACCUUUUGGAGAUACAGGCCGACCGAACCAUCGCAGCCGAGCUCCACGGCAAGUACAGCUCAGUUGGAGAGGAAGAGGCGUUUUGUGACACUUGAAUUGGAGAAAGCAGAGGUGGAAAGACAACUACUCGAGAAUGAGAAGAAGAAGAUCAAGCUGCGAAACGACCUGCUCCAGAUCGAAGCGGACAUUGAGCAAGCGGAAGCUUCAUGA
Molecule: messenger RNA, 720 nt
Organism: Fulvia fulva
Lineage: Eukaryota; Fungi; Ascomycota; Dothideomycetes; Mycosphaerellales; Mycosphaerellaceae
Exons: 2
Coding region: 1-720 (239 amino acids)
Source: RefSeq, a predicted model, not a curated record